AAUGUAGGAAGGGUAGUUCGGGAGCAGGCUGGGAGCCUGGUACAAGCUCACGUCUUUGUCCAAUUAUUAUUUUGGUGUAUUUGUACAUUAUAGAUAUUACAUAGUAACCCCUUUAUUUUGCCAAAAUAAUGGCUGUCCUACAGUUGCUCCACCCACUAUAUUUGGUGGUGCGGAUGGGGACCGCAGUGAGUUGAAUGACUCUGUGAAGAUGGAGGACAUGGGGCCACUGCAUGAGGCAGCAUGCACGGGGAAAAUUGAGACAUGCCAAUACUUGGUGGAGCAGCUUGGGUUUGACAUCAAUACUGAAGCUAAUGAUGAUUCAGGCAUGACACCUUUGGCUUGUGCGGUGUUGCGCGAUAAAUCAGUUACUAUGGAGUAUUUGCUUGACAAAGGUGCUAAUCCCAAUAAGCAAGAUAACAAAAGAUUUACUCCUCUGCACUACGCUACAAAAGAAGGGAAUAACCGACUGGUACGACUCUUGCUGUCAAAAGGAGCUAGUGUUGAUGUAUUGUCUUCUGAAGGGACACCACUACAUGUCGCUGCCUCUUAUGGGAAGUCUGGCAUCAUACAGAUUUUAUUGCAGCACAAUGCAGAUCCAAACACAGUUUCGGCAGAUUUAGGCACACCCAUGGCUGCAGUUCUUUGUGUUGCUUCUGGAAGAAUUACUGAGUCUGAUGCUUUAAAGUGCAUGAAGCUCCUUGUCAAGGCUGGUGCCGAUUUGAAUUGUGCAAAUCCUGAUACUCCAUUGGUGAUAGCAACUAGCAAAGACUUAUCUGAAUGUGUUGAGUAUUUGCUGGAGGUUGGCGCAGAUGCCAAUAUUCCAAGCAAUCAAGGCCGUAUGAUACCAAUAGAAAUGGCUGCAAACUCUGGAAGAAGAAAGCUUGUUGAGAUUCUGUUUCCUUUCACUUUACCCAUUCAAUCUGUGUCAAACUGGAGUGUUGAAGGAAUCAUUGCCCAUGAAAAGUUAAGACAAUCUAACAAGGUAUGA
Triticum urartu is the source of this 988-nucleotide messenger RNA. RefSeq lists its product as uncharacterized. The record is from RefSeq and is a predicted model, not a curated record. NCBI's taxonomy places the organism in Eukaryota, Viridiplantae, Streptophyta, Magnoliopsida, Poales, Poaceae. Gene Ontology annotation, molecular function: protein binding.